Messenger RNA from Fraxinus pennsylvanica, 414 nucleotides. Lineage: Eukaryota; Viridiplantae; Streptophyta; Magnoliopsida; Lamiales; Oleaceae. The record is from the annotation of a GenBank genome assembly.
AUGAAAGGUAGUCUGCCAAGUGCCAAGUUUAAUACCAGAUUAGAGCAGUCCACGACUGGGGUCGACGCCGAGUGUGAAGCGGAUUGGACGGUGGUUAAAAGAGCAAUGAAUAACAACACGAAGAAGAAUGGAAGUUCGUCUGUGGUGCUCAAAUCCAAUGGAAGGGUUGCUGUGACCUACGCACUGGCGAUGACACUUUCUCAAGGUGAAGCAAAAGUACAAUUGCUAGAAAGAGGUGGCUUGUCUUACGAAAAUCCCAACAUAACUAGCAUUGGUGGCUUUCCUCAAACCCUAGCAGACACCUCCACAACCUUAGCUUCUCAGCUUUUCCUCUCCACGGACGGCGUUUUCAACCACGCUCACGUGUUUUGGGUGGUGGCUCUACUAUUAACGCAGGUUUCUACACCCGGGUGA